CACCAGGAAAUCACAGGUUAGAGUGAGCAACGCGGAAUGGAAAUGUCCUUCCAAACCGAGAGAAAGCAACAAUAAUGAAGAAUGCAGUGACGCAGCAACGUGGAAUGCAAAGCUCUGUAUGUGGAUGAAUGCUGCUGAUCUGCAGUCAGUGUCAAGACCAGACUAGAGGGCAGAACUGAGUUCCUGGCCAUCUUUUGCUGUUCCCGGAUCAGUUUGGGGGGAUUUGGAUGUGAAAGUGUCUGUAGGUGGGAGGGGCUGGAGCUGAGAUGUCAUUCAGUAGAGCUGAGAGCAUGUCCAUCAUGCAGGCCUUAGCCAUGACAGUAGCUGAGAUACCUGUCUUCCUCUAUUCCACCUUUGGACAGUCUAUAUUCUCUCAGCUGAAGUUGAGUCCCAGUCUGAAAAAGGUGUUGUUUGCCACGGCGCUGGGCAGCGUUGCUCUGGCGCUGACCGCACAUCAGUUAAAGAGGCGGGGGAGGAAGAGGAAACAGGUGGUUGGAAAAGAAACGCAGAAACCUGUAGGAAUUCCAGAACAACUGAUUCGAACCAGCAGACCAACUUCGCUUAAUAGAGGUCCCGUUCCAGGGCGGCAGAUGCCGAGUCCCAGCAUUCGCAGUAAUGACACACUGAGUGGCGUUUCGUCUCUCGCGCCCAGCAAACACUCCAGCUCUUCACACAGUAUCGCCUCUAUGCGAGUCCCUUCCUCUCCAAACCAAUCAGUGAACACUGGGAUGCCGUGGGAGGCGGAGCCAGUAGCCGAAGAGCCAGGAGUUAUGGAGGAUGCUAAUGCAGAGAACCUCUAUAUCAUGGGUAUGGAGCUGUUUGAGGAAGCUCUUCAUAAGUGGGAACAGGCGUUAAACAUCAGACACAGAUCUUACUCUGGUGCCUCUAACAGUCUUGUCCCACAAGGGUCGGAACUUGUAGAGCGUCAUUCGCCUGAACUGCGGAAUCAUCAGUUUGCAGAGAAGCUGGAAACUCUUCUGCACCGAGCGUAUCAUCUGCAGGAAGACUUCGGCAGCACCAUACCACCUGACAGUCUGCUCGCUGAACUGGAGAGUGAAGGGAUGUUGUUUCUGCCCAAACUGGGAAGCUCUCAUCCAAUCCAAGAUGAUGAUGCUACGACAGUCAUGUCAGACGACUCGUUCUUCUCUGCAGCUGAGAUGUUUGAGACGUUUUCUCUAGAUGACACGUUUCAUCAGCUGAAGCCUGCAGCUCUGUAUGAAGAGGCUCUGAGUUUAGUUCGAGAUGGAGGCGUGACCUGCAGAUCCGUGAGGACAGAGCUCUUGGAGUGUUACAGCGAUCAGGACUUCCUGGCCAAACUACACUGUGUUCGACAGGCCUUCCAGGUGCUGUUGUUGGAUGAGACACACAGAAUGUUCUUCAUGGAAUCCGGGAAACGGAUGAUCUCUGGACUCAUGGCCAAAGCUAACAAGAGUCCGAAGGCAUUUUUGGAGAGUUAUGAAGACAUGUUGCGGUACACCCAGAGAGAAGAAACGUGGCCAGUCACCAAGAUGGAACUGGAGGGGCGAGGGGUGGUCUCUAUGAACUUCUUUGACAUUGUGCUGGACUUCAUCCUGAUGGAUGCAUUUGAAGACCUGGAAAGUCCUCCGUCCUCUGUGGUCGCCGUUUUGCGGAACCGAUGGCUCUCCGACAGCUUUAAAGAGACGGCAUUGGCUACAGCCUGUUGGUCUGUACUGAAAGCCAAGAGGAGACUACUAAUGAUUCCAGAUGGUUUUAUUGCUCAUUUUUAUGCUAUCUCUGAGCAUGUAAGUCCAGUUUUGGCUUUCGGGUUUCUGGGCCCCAGACAGCACCUGAGUGAGGUGUGCACCAUAUUCAAGCAACAAAUUGUGCAGUAUCUAAAGGACAUGUUCAACCACGAUAAGGUGCGUUUCACCUCUGUCCUGUUUCUGGCCGAAGACAUCCUCCGUUUGUCCCAUAGACGAGCAGACAUUCUGAUAGGUUACCUGGGCAUUGACGGUCUACCCGAGACCAAUGGAGCUUUACCCAAGAGCCCGUGCCAAGCCAACAGCGGGCAUCCAGAACUGGGUGAACGGCGCAAAUGAGGUUUCGGAACACUUAAACACAGUUCUAGAGUGCUUGCGCUUGGACCAUGUCCACACUAAUCCGUUUUCGUUUGAAAAUGCACUAUUUUACAACGUUUUGGUCUCUCAUCCUCACUGGAGUGGCAUUUUUCUCUAUUGAAAACUGGGACUUUCGGAAACUCACUCCAUAACCGCAUACUUUGGAAAACGAUAACAUUUGGAAGGUUUCAAACUUAAAUGGAUUAAUGUGGGCGUGGCCUUAAAGGAAAACUCUGGGUUCAAUACAAGUUAAGCUCAAUCGACAGUA
Myxocyprinus asiaticus (Chinese sucker) is the source of this 2346-nucleotide messenger RNA. It is a transcript of the gene miga2, whose product is annotated as mitoguardin 2. Gene Ontology annotation, biological process: mitochondrial fusion. The transcript has 16 exons. The coding region runs from base 267 to 2060 and encodes 597 amino acids. Lineage: Eukaryota; Metazoa; Chordata; Actinopteri; Cypriniformes; Catostomidae. The record is from RefSeq and is a predicted model, not a curated record.